UCUCAAGCUUAUCCCCACCUCAACCAACACCUUACCUACCUACACCUCAAACCUCAAAAACAACCAACCACCAUGAAAAUCAUCAUCAUCGGCGCCGGCAUCUCCGGCUGCGCCGCAUACCUCACCCUCCGAAAACACCUCCCCCCACCACCCCCCUCAUCACCUCCCCAAGACCACGAAUACACCAUCUACGAAGCAUACCCCAGCACCAGCUCCCCCAACCCCACAAACAAAAUAACCAUAGGCGGCGGCCUCGGCAUCGCCCCCAACGGCCUGCGCGUCCUCGAACGCCUCGACGAGAACAUCCUCCGCGACGCCGUCACCAGCGGCUACAUGCUCGACCACACCAACCUGAAAGAUAAGCACGGGACGACACUAAUCCAACUGCCAUCAUCAUCCUCAUCCAGCGGAAGUAGUGAAAGUAGUGGGGACAGAAGCAAAGCACUCCACCUCCUCGGCACAAGCCGGCACAACUUCUGGCUCUCCCUGCGCAGGCGCAUCCCGGAGAACGUGAUCGUGUACAAUAAGCGUGUAGCGGGGGUGAUUACCCAUCCUACACAGCGGAAUACGGUCACGUUCGUGGAUGGGAGUGAGCCUGUGUAUGCGGAUUUAGUGAUUGGGGCGGAUGGGUUGAGGAGUGUGGUGAGGGGGGGUAUACUUGAUGGUGAGGGGGAUGGGCCGAGAUAUGAAGGCCUCAUCGGCAUCGGCGGCUUCCUGCCCACUUCCACCAUCCCCCAAACCAUCACCACCACCACUAUCGGUGGUAUAGAAUCUGGCUCCCUAAACCUCCACUUCAGCGGCACAGGCUUCUUCGGCUACUUCUACGCCACCAGCUCACCCACCUCCCCGACGCGCUCUUCAGCAUAUCAUGUUUCUGAGCCGGGGGAUACACUAGUCUGGUGGACUACCUACUCAACACCUACAUCUACACCUACCCCUCCCGAUGGGAGGGAUGUAGAUGUGGAUGACGUGAAAUCCCAAUUAAAAUCGAGAUUCUCCACCUGGACCGACCCCCUCGUACUUCACAUCAUCAACUCCGUCGAGGUGCAGACCAUGUGGCCUACCUUCACCACUCCCGAGCUUCCGACAUGGGAGAGGGAGGGCGUGGUGUUGGUGGGGGAUGCGGCGCAUGCGUUGCCGUCGACGUCGGGCCAGGGGGCGAGUCAGGCGUUGGAGGAUGUGGAGGCGUUGGCGAGGUUGGUGGGGCAUGAGGUUGGGGUUUUGUAUAUGGAGGAGCAGAUGAGGGGGGGUGGUGGUGGUGGUGGGAUCGGGGUUGAGGGGGAGAAGAGGGCGAUUCAGGUGGCGUGUAAGAGGUAUGUGGAGAUGAGGAUGCCGAGGGUAAAGGGGAUUUUGGAUACGGCGAGGGGAAUGCAGAAUAGUAAGAGGGACAUGGGCGGGUGGGGGGAGUGGGUGAUGUAUUGGGUUAUGUGGGUUAUGGGGUUCUUUCCUGGGUUGGUUGCAAGGCAGCAGCAGGAGGUAUUUGAUUAUGAUUUGCCCGCGGAGGUGGAGCGGGUGUUGGAUCGAGGAUUGUAGUGUCAUUCGUCGUAUAUAGUAUCAAGCCGCAACUCUCUCCUCAUGAGCACUAUUCACCUUCUCUUCGAACCGCUUCUCUUCAUCCUCUUCCCUCUCUACCGGCCCAUCGAAGAUUACCGCCACCUGCUCCAACGAGUACCCCUUCGUCUCCGGGUAGAAGAAGAAUGCAGUCACUGCAAACAGCACCAGCACCACAAUAAACACAAUGUAAUACCGCCACCCAAUCGCGUCCAGAGCAAUCGGAUUCACAAAUGUAUUGAAGAACAUGCCGCUAAUCGUCGCCACCCAGGUCACGGUCAGACCGCGGGAUCGUAGUCGGUACGGCCAGAUUUCGCAGGGGUAC
Messenger RNA from Aspergillus neoniger CBS 115656, 1876 nucleotides. RefSeq names its product FAD-dependent oxidoreductase. The transcript is spliced from 3 exons. Bases 73 to 1533 code for a protein of 486 amino acids. The record is from RefSeq and is a predicted model, not a curated record. Lineage: Eukaryota; Fungi; Ascomycota; Eurotiomycetes; Eurotiales; Aspergillaceae. Gene Ontology annotation, molecular function: FAD binding; monooxygenase activity.